Molecule: messenger RNA, 2046 nt
Organism: Brienomyrus brachyistius
Lineage: Eukaryota; Metazoa; Chordata; Actinopteri; Osteoglossiformes; Mormyridae
Product: splicing factor U2AF 65 kDa subunit-like
Exons: 11
Coding region: 110-1546 (478 amino acids)
Biological process (GO): mRNA processing
Cellular component (GO): commitment complex; nuclear speck; U2-type prespliceosome
Molecular function (GO): pre-mRNA 3'-splice site binding; poly-pyrimidine tract binding
Source: RefSeq, a predicted model, not a curated record
GCGACUCGGAAGAAAAAGCAGCAGAACCCAAUGCAGCCUGUAGCCCAUUCAAAGGCCUACUGUUGGACCUCUGCUUAUUUUGCAAUACGUCUUUAGUACGGACUGAAAAAUGUCCGAUUUCGAUGAGUUUGAGAAGCAGUUAAGCGAAAAUCGGCAAGCUGCCGCAGGAUCCCCGAAAACUGACCGCUUUGAGCGGGAGAAGGAGCGACACAAGAAGCGUAGCCGCAGCCGGUCUCUGAGCCGUGGCGAGAAGCACCGCCGCUGGAGCAAGGACUCCAGGGGGCGGAGUCACGAGAAGCGCAGCAGCAGCCGCGACCGCAAGGGUCGUGACCGACGGAGCAGCUCACGCGAGCACAAGAAGCACAGCUACUCUCCUCGGAGAAGCCGUAAGAAAAGGACAUACAAGUACUGGGAUGUUCCCCCUCCGGGAUUCGAGCACAUCACCCCCAUGCAGUACAAGGCAAUGCAAGCUGCAGGGCAGAUCCCCACGAUAGCUUUACUGGCAACAUCCACCACCAGCGGCGUGGCAGUGACGCCCACCCAGGUGCCGAUGGUCGGCAGCCAGAUGACCCGGCAGGCCAGGCGGCUUUAUGUCGGCAACAUCCCCUUCGGCCUGACGGAGGAGGCCAUGGCGGAUUUCUUCAAUACCCAGAUGCGAUUGGCUGGCUUAUGUCAAGGUCCCACCAAUCCCGUCCUCGCUGUUCAGAUAAACCAGGACAAGAACUUUGCCUUCCUUGAAUUUCGGUCCGUGGAUGAGACCACGCAGGCAAUGGCCUUCGACGGCAUCAUUUUCCAGGGUCAGUCGUUAAAAAUCAGGCGGCCCCACGACUAUCGCCCCCUGCCUGGCAUCUCAGAGCAGCCCGCCUUCCACGUACCAGGGGUCGUCUCCACCGUGGUUCCAGACUCGCCACACAAGCUCUUUGUCGGAGGCCUGCCCAACUAUCUCAGUGACGAUCAGGUGAAGGAACUCUUGACGUCGUUCGGACCUCUUAAGGCCUUCAACCUUGUGAAGGACAGUGCCACGUCACUGUCUAAGGGUUAUGCUUUCUGUGAAUACGUGGACAUCAGUGCCACUGACCAGGCCGUGGCUGGACUCAAUGGCAUGCAGCUCGGAGACAAGAAGCUCAUCGUCCAGCGGGCAAGCGUGGGGGCUAAGAAUGCCAACGCUACGGCCAUCAUCGAGACGCCGGUGACGCUGCAGGUUCCAGGGCUGCAGCGGCUGCAGAGCUCCGGCAUGCCCACGGAGGUGCUGUGCCUCCUCAACAUGGUCAUGCCCGAGGAGCUGGUGGACGACGAGGACUACGAGGAGAUCCUGGAGGACAUCCGGGAGGAGUGUUGCAAGUACGGCAACGUGCGCUCCAUCGAGAUUCCGCGGCCCGUCGAUGGCGUGGAGGUGCCUGGCUGUGGCAAGGUGGGACCCGUACUCUCCUGUACCAGUGGCAAAAAGAAGACCUCUGUAGGCACUAAACACAGGCUCAUGGGAGCAUUUCUUGCACAAAAGUGUUUUGAAAACGGAAUAAUUUUUUGUGUAAGAAAAACAAUCUGAUUGGUUCAGAUAGGCGACGGACAAUCUGAUUGGUUCAGAUAGGCGACGGACAAUCUGAUUGGUUCAGAUAGGCGACGGACAAUCUGAUUGGUUCAGAUAGGCGACGGACAAUCUGAUUGGUUCAGAUAGGCGACGGACAAUCUGAUUGGUUCAGAUAGGCGACGGACAAUCUGAUUGGUUCAGAUAGGCGACGGACAAUCUGAUUGGUUCAGAUAGGCGACGGACAAUCUGAUUGGUUCAGAUAGGCGACGGACAAUCUGAUUGGUUCAGAUAGGCGACGGACAAUCUGAUUGGUUCAGAUAGGCGACGGACAAUCUGAUUGGUUCAGAUAGGCGACGGACAAUCUGAUUGGUUCAGAUAGGCGACGGACAAUCUGAUUGGUUCAGAUAGGCGACGGACAAUCUGAUUGGUUCAGAUAGGCGACGGACAAUCUGAUUGGUUCAGAUAGGCGACGGACAAUCUGAUUGGUUCAGAUAGGCGACGGACAAUCUGAUUGGUUC